Suricata suricatta (meerkat) is the source of this 571-nucleotide messenger RNA. RefSeq names its product mitochondrial contact site and cristae organizing system subunit 10 (gene MICOS10). Lineage: Eukaryota; Metazoa; Chordata; Mammalia; Carnivora; Herpestidae. Gene Ontology annotation, cellular component: mitochondrial inner membrane; MICOS complex; mitochondrion. The transcript has 4 exons. Bases 105 to 341 code for a protein of 78 amino acids. The record is from RefSeq and is a predicted model, not a curated record.
CCGGCCUUCCGGGCCUGGAAACCGCGGUCGGCUCUCGCGAGACCUGCCUGGAACCGAAGCGCGGGGUCCGACCUUAAGGAAAGCGGGAGCUGCGGGAGGGGAACAUGUCGGAUUCCGAGCUCGGCAGGAAGUGGGACCGGUGCAUGGCGGAUACGGUCGUGAAGAUAGGUACUGGUUUUGGAUUAGGACUGGUUUUCUCUCUUACCUUCUUUAAAAGAAGAAUGUGGCCAUUAGCCUUUGGUUCAGGCAUGGGAUUGGGAAUGGCCUACUCCAACUGUCAGCAUGAUUUCCAGGCUCCGUAUCUUCUACAUGGAAAAUAUGUCAAAGAGCAGGAACAGUGACAUCCCCCUGAGAACAUCCCAGUGGGAGGAAAAGAGAAAUCCUGUCAAUUCCUCAGGAACCCCGAAGCGCCUGGAGGAAGCUGACGUCCUUCUGUAACAAUGUUAGGGAUGAUGCUCCGGACUCCAGCGCCUGUUUAUGUAUUUGACAUUGAAGUCUGUUUCUUGUUUUGUAUCUUCUCUCUAGAAAUUGCAAGGAGGUGGUCUUAAAUAAAUUAACCAUAGGCAGCCCA